Molecule: messenger RNA, 2266 nt
Organism: Solea solea (common sole)
Lineage: Eukaryota; Metazoa; Chordata; Actinopteri; Pleuronectiformes; Soleidae
Product: SPRY domain-containing SOCS box protein 4-like
Exons: 4
Coding region: 531-1367 (278 amino acids)
Biological process (GO): proteasome-mediated ubiquitin-dependent protein catabolic process; intracellular signal transduction
Cellular component (GO): SCF ubiquitin ligase complex
Molecular function (GO): protein binding
Source: RefSeq, a predicted model, not a curated record
GCCAAUCAGCGCGUGUCAGGGACACACGAACGGUGAUAAUAUCCACGGAGCAGGCUGCUCCUGCUGCCGGCCAGGAGGAACAAAGGACCGUCGCUGCCUCUUCUGCCGCCUCACACGCGCCUCCACCGGGCACAUUCUUCCGUCCUCGCUCCUGGAGUCACACCUAAGCCACGCUGCCGUGCUCCUGCUGAGGGGAAGAGGAAACUUGGCGCCGCGAGACGCUCGUUGUUUUCUCUCAACGCUGAUGCGGAGCAGACGCUCAACGACAGGUUCCUGCGAGACGACCGGAGCUGUGAUGUUCUGACCCGUGUCCUGUCAACAAGGCAGAGAUGCACCUCCCACAAGACGCCUGCACGCCGAUGGAUUAAAGAGGAGUGUAGUUUUCCCUGGCUGAAGAGGGCGUGUGUCUAACCCACAGUGUUGCUGCUGUGCCCAUGAGGUAACAUCAGGACCUACCGCUGCCUCAUUAUCACCCUUGGUCCAUCCAUCUCCCUGUCCACUCCCCCAUCCUCCAUUGGACCAACCCAGCCAUGGGCCAGAAGAUCUCAGGCAGUAUUAAGUCAGUGGAUGUGCGCGGGGAACCUUCAUAUCCGCCGGUGCGGCGUGAGCUGCGAGGCCCAGACUUCUGCCGGCCCCCGAGACUGGACUUACUGCUGGACAUGCCACCGGCCACUCCUGAGACACAACUGCGCCAUGCCUGGAACGCAGAUGACCGAUCGCUCAACAUCUUUGUGAAGGAGGACGACAAGCUGACAUUUCACCGGCACCCUGUAGCACAGAGCACGGACUGUAUUCGAGGCAGGGUGGGCUACACCAGAGGCCUCCAUGUCUGGCAGAUUCACUGGCCAGCGAGACAGAGAGGAACCCAUGCUGUUGUAGGUGUGGCCACUGCUGAAGCAGCUUUACACUCAGUGGGCUACAUGGCCCUGGUGGGCUCGGACUCUGAGUCCUGGGGCUGGGACCUGGGUAGGAACAGACUGUACCACGAUGGAAAGAACCGACCGGUUUCUACGUCGGCACCCACGUACCCGUGUUUCCUGGAACCAGACGAGUCUUUUGUGCUUCCGGACUCUCUGACAGUAAUACUUGAUAUGGAUGAAGGAAAGCUGAGCUUCAUGGUAGACGGACAGUACCUGGGAGUGGCGUUUAGAGGGCUGAAGGGCAAGAGACUGUAUCCUAUCAUCAGUGCUGUGUGGGGGCACUGUGAGGUGUCCAUUCGCUAUGUCAACGGACUAGAUCCGGAGCCGCUGCCUCUCAUGGAUCUGUGCAGGAGAGUCGCUCGACUGGCUCUGGGCAGAGAGCGCAUCCAUCACAUCGACACACUCCCACUGCCUCAGACUCUAAAGAACUACCUCCAGUACCAGUGACCGCACACACACACACACACACACACACGUUUGAUGAUUGUUACCUUCAAACUGAAACAUAAGCAUCAGACAUGUGCAAGGACGUGGACUCUGACACUGACUAUGAACAGGUGAUGGGGGGCGGUUCUGUUUACUCUAGCGUUGGAUUCUCCAUUUUGUUUUUCAGUUCCUGAUUUUCAGCUUUUACCAUUUUUGAAUAUAAACAUAUCUAUGUUCAGUAAACAACACGUCCUCAGCUGUGGGAGCUUCCUUUGAAACAUGCAGCAGGCUCCCUUCACAUCACAGGAGGGAGCGACCAGGGGAAGCAUGAGUGGCCAACAGUUGUUUGUAGUUGUCGUGCACACAGGGUACUACACAACGCUGAUAUACAUGAUGUCACAGCUUUUUUGUUGUAAAACAGCUCAGAAAUUAGGCUAAAAGUCAAAAGCAUUUUCAUCAUUUAGAAUUCCCCUCCCUCUCUCUCUCAUCGCUCAGUGUCUCUCCACCUCUGGUUUAGUUUCCAAGCCUCCAUGUUUUCUGUUUGAGGGUGAAGGAUGACGCCUGUUCUCUCGCACUCUUUUAAACGCUGAUAAGAGUUUGAUCCAAAGCUGAAGCUUUGUCUUCGACUGCUAAUGUGCCUGCGCUGAGAAAGCACACACACACACACACACACACACACACACACAGCACAUGACCACGCCCCCUCCCUGAAAAGUUUUAAAUGCUGCUUUUUCUUUUUUCUGUUUUUUUAAACUUCCAGAUUUACUUUUAAAAAAAUCAUGGUCUUGUAAGAUUUUUUUUUAAAUGAUCUUUUGUUUUUGUUUUUCUGCGGGACCAGACGUUGUCGCAUGUACGGUGGAAGAAUGUUGCUGCCAUGAGACUUUUAAAUGUGAAUAAGAAUAAAUUCAGCUCAACUGACA